Messenger RNA from Seminavis robusta, 582 nucleotides. NCBI's taxonomy places the organism in Eukaryota, Bacillariophyta, Bacillariophyceae, Naviculales, Naviculaceae. The record is from the annotation of a GenBank genome assembly.
AUGAUGAAAUCAAUCAAGAAACUGUUCUCCCGCAAGAAGAAUUCUCACAAGAGCAUUGAUACCGCCUCAAGUGCGGGGGGUUGCGAUACAAGUGCAUCCGAAGAACAAGGUCGAUGUGAGACUGCCAACGAGAAGGUUGUGAGAGCGUAUGUGCAAAAAUUGAAUGACCAUGACAUGGAUGGGGCCAGGGAGCUCGUGGCUGAUGGCUGCAGGUGUAUCUUCACCAAGGCGGACAAUAUGGAGCUGGGAUUUAAUGAAAUGGCAGCGGAAGUUGCUAAUAUGUUUGAUGCCUUUCCAGAUUUCAACUUUCGAUAUGAUUCUUCCAUCGACGAACGUAGAAGUGAUGGAGUGGUGAUUUGGAGCGACUUUGUACCCAAUGGUCAUCACACCGGCAAACCAUAUGGGUUUGGACCGUGUCCUGCCAUUGAAGCAUCUGGCAAAUACGUGGAAAACUCACCGGAGACUCUUUACUUCCACGUGAAUGAACAAGGAAAGAUCUGCAAAUUGGUUGCAGAGUGUGAAGGAGAAAUGGCAGGCCCACCAGGAAUCUAUACUCAAAUUGGUGGUUUUCCUCUCAUGUAA